This is a messenger RNA of Hydra vulgaris (swiftwater hydra), 1938 nucleotides long. RefSeq names its product electron transfer flavoprotein-ubiquinone oxidoreductase, mitochondrial. Gene Ontology annotation, cellular component: mitochondrial inner membrane. Gene Ontology annotation, biological process: electron transport chain. Gene Ontology annotation, molecular function: electron-transferring-flavoprotein dehydrogenase activity; iron-sulfur cluster binding. Lineage: Eukaryota; Metazoa; Cnidaria; Hydrozoa; Anthoathecata; Hydridae. The record is from RefSeq and is a predicted model, not a curated record.
UUUACGUAUUAUUUUUUAUUACGAUCAAAGUCCAAAUGUCUACUUUCAUCGUUUUAUUUCUCCUCUUUCUCUAAUGUUAUAUAAUAUAAAAGUUGAAAUGAUACAGCUUUUAAGAAAAGAACUAUGUUCUGGCUGCUCCAGUCAUUUGAGGUAUUUUGCAAGACAUGUCUCUACAGAAAGAAAAAUUACCACUCAUUAUACUAUUGUAUCUCGUGACUCAGAUCCAAGAUGGAAAGAUAUAAAUAUGGAGCGUGCUGUUGAUGAAACAGAUGUUUUGAUUGUUGGAGGUGGUCCUGCAGGAAUGAGUGCUGCUGUGAAAUUGAAACAGCUGGCACAAAAGAAUGGAACUGAACUGCGUGUUUGUCUUGUAGAAAAAGCAUCACAAAUUGGGGGUCACACACUGUCAGGAGCUUGUAUUGAAACUUCAGCAUUGGAUGAGUUAAUACCAGACUGGAAAGAAAAGAAAGCUCCAUUGCAUACUAUGGUUACGUCUGAUAAAAUGGCCUAUUUAACAGAAAAACGUUAUUUUCCAUUGCCUGUAUUUAAAGGGUUGCCUAUGUACAAUCAUGGUAAUUAUUUGGUUCGUUUGGGAAAUUUUGUAAGAUGGUUAGGAGAACAAGCAGAAAGUCUUGGAGUUGAAAUUUAUCCAGGAAUUCCAGCAAGUGAAAUAUUAUAUCAUGAAAAUGGAAGUGUCAAGGGUAUAGCCACUUCAGAUGUUGGUAUUCACAAAGAUGGAUCUCCGAAGGAUACCUUUGAAAGAGGCAUGGAACUACAUGCAAAGAUUACUAUUUUCGCAGAAGGAUGUCAUGGCCAUCUUACAAAGCAGAUCAUUAAUAAAUUUUUGUUGCGAGAAAACUCGUGUGCACAAACCUAUGGUAUCGGACUCAAAGAGUUAUGGGAAAUUGAACCAAGUAAACAUCAACCUGGACUUGUUAUACAUACAGCAGGUUGGCCGUUGCCAAAAGAUACUUAUGGAGGUUCUUUUUUGUAUCACUUAGAUGAAGGGCCACUUGUAUCAGCUGGAUUUGUUGUUGGUUUAGACUACAAGAACCCUUAUUUGAGUCCAUACCAGGAAUUUCAACGUUGGAAAACUCAUCCUUCUAUUCGUCCAACUUUUGAAGGAGGUACCCGAAUAGGUUACGGAGCACGUGCAUUAAAUGAAGGUGGAUACCAGUCUCUUCCAAAACUUUCGUUUCCUGGUGGUUGUGUGAUAGGCUGCAGUGCAGGUUUUAUGAAUGUUGCAAAAAUAAAAGGUACUCAUGGUGCAAUGAAAAGCGGUAUGCUUGCAGCCGAGGCAGUAUUUGAGACUAUUUCAGGUGCAAAGGAUGAUGGUGUAACAGGAUUAACGCCCGAUAGCUACGAUGAGAGAUUUAAAAAGAGUGGGUUGUUUAAAGAGCUUUAUGCUGUUCGUAAUAUACGUCCUUCUUUUGAAACUCCCCUUGGAAUAUGGGGAACCGUUUUAUACACGGGUAUGUAUUAUUUUUUGGGUGGUCGUGAACCAUUUACAUUGAAACAUAAAGGAACUGAUGCAAAAAAAUUAAAACCUGCAGCUCAAUCUCAAGUCAUUAAUUACCCUAAACCCGACGGAAAAGUGAGUUUUGAUUUACUCUCAUCAGUAACUCUUAGUGGUACCAAUCAUAACAGCGAUGAACCGCCUCAUUUGACUUUGAAAAAUGACGAUGUUCCGUUAAAUGUUAACUUAAAAAUAUAUGAUGGUCCUGAACAACGCUUUUGUCCUGCCGGUGUAUAUGAAUAUGUUGAUGACGAAAUAAACAAUGGUAAACGCUUACAAAUUAAUGCACAAAACUGUGUUCAUUGCAAAACUUGCGAUAUCAAAGAUCCAACUCAAAAUAUUAACUGGGUUGUUCCAGAAUGCGGGGGUGGUCCAGCCUAUAAUGGAAUGUAAAUUUUUGUAUAGAAUUAUCUUAAGUUUUUUUU